Molecule: messenger RNA, 1410 nt
Organism: Mya arenaria
Lineage: Eukaryota; Metazoa; Mollusca; Bivalvia; Myida; Myidae
Exons: 2
Coding region: 1-1410 (469 amino acids)
Source: RefSeq, a predicted model, not a curated record
AUGGCAUUGACUUGUUGUGUGAAGUCGUGUUCCAAUGGCUCUUACUGGCUAAAGAAGUGGAAAUCGCAGUUGUGCGAUGUGUGUGGUUGUUUGCAUAAGGAGAAACUGUGCUCAUGUGAACCACCAUUUAGAUUGUUCACAUUUCCAACCAAAAUCAAGAAUCCAGAGCGCAGAGAAAAAUGGAAGCAGCUUGUUGGACGCAGUGUGGGUAGUAAACUGUGGUCGCCGCCUAAGGACAGUAGGAUAUGUUCAAGACACUUCAUCGGUGGAGAGCCUACUCUGCAGAACCAACUCCCAACAUUACAUAUGGGGUAUGAGGGAGCUGAGAAACGAGUGAAAAGAAUGACACUCUUCGAGGCGACAAAGCACAAACCUACUAAAAAAGCUUACGCGAAAGUGGAAUGUACCCUCCCUCAGCAGGAUAUUGUUUUCGCAGAACCUAUUUAUGCCAGCGACCCAGAAGUUGAGUCCAUGCCGAAACCCAAGUUGACUGUGCCUUGGAUUUUCACGAUCCUUGCCCUCUUUCUUGGACUGUGUAAUCUUUUAAGCGAUCAGAAGAAGAAAAUUGCUAAACUGCAAGCAGAAGUGGAUUCACUUAAAAAAACAGUCAACCACUUGAAACACAAAGUGUACUGUGAGAACAUUAUAACCACGGAUAGUGAUACUAGUUUUUAUACUGGUAUGCCUUCAAAAGGAAUUUUUAACAAACUACAUGCUUUUAUCUCCCCUUUUGUAAAUAGAAGGUGGACUGGUCUUGUUUCAGUGUCAAAAAAUGUCAGGAAAUUUAAACUUUCUCGAUUUGGGCCGUCACGAAAAUUAACUUCAAAAAGUGAAUUUCUAAUGAUGCUGAUGAAAUUAAGACUUGGACUUUUAAAUAAGGACUUGGCCAAGCGGUUUGACAUUUCAGAGACAUUAUGCUCACGUAUAUUCUUUUCAUGGCUACGAGCAACCAGUACGGCCUUGAAAUCCAUGGUUUAUAUUCCAGAAGAGGAAUCUCUGAUUGGAUCAAAACCGCUGCGCUACCGCCAGCUGCAUGAUCUUCAUUCUAUUAUAGACUGUACAGAGAUUUUUAUAGAGACUCCCAAGGAUAUGUAUUUACAGAGUGCAACAUGGAGUGACUACAAACACCAUAAUACGUUAAAAAUACUAGUUUCAUGUGCACCGAAUAGUUCCAUUGUUUAUGUCAGCCCAGCCUACUUGGGAAGAAUCUCUGAUAAAGCUUUAACCCUUGAUUGUGGCUAUCUUGACAUGGUACCAUUUAACAAAAUGGUUAUGGCCGACAAAGGAUUCAACAUUUCCAAUGAAUGUGCAGAGAGGAAUAUAACACUGUAUGUUCCACCAGGAAAACGAGGACAUUCCCAAAUGUCAAUGUUGAAAAAACAAAAAGAAUUGCAAAUCUGCGGAUCUUGA